Lactuca saligna is the source of this 933-nucleotide messenger RNA. The record is from the annotation of a GenBank genome assembly. Lineage: Eukaryota; Viridiplantae; Streptophyta; Magnoliopsida; Asterales; Asteraceae.
AUGGAUUCACUUAUUGAUGGAGUCGGUUCUUUGUCAACUAGCCAUACCUCCGCCACCUUAUUAGGGUUCAACCCACCCGGAAAAACCCGCCCACCACAUCACCCAAAAUCCGAUACCACUUCAAAUCGAUCUCAUAAAACCUCCAAUGACCACAAAGGAAAAUCCGAAAUUGUGGGACCCAACACAAUCCUUGAUCAAACCGCAAAAGAAUACUUCCAUAAACAAAUUUCAGCACUCGAAGCCAAGGCCGGAAUCAAGCAUUCCGAUUCCGACCCCGACCCCGAGACCAUGGACUCAAUUACAUUCUGCUCGAGCCCACAAAGUAGUUUAUACUCCCUUACAAACUUCACCGAUACCAAACAAAGCUUUACAAACACAGAAGUCAGCGAAUCGGUUAAAAGCGGUGAAAUCGGGAUUCCAAGUGUUUAUCGGGGCAGCACGGGCAGCGAUGUAAGUGAGGAGAGCAGUUCGGGCAGUUUCACGAGUGCGGUUUAUAAACCACACAAGCAAAAUGACUCGAGAUGGGAAGCGAUUCAAGUCGUGAGGUCGAUGAAUAAUGACACGGGUAUUUUGGAAAUGAAACAUUUUAGGCAUUUGAAGAGAUUGGGGUGUGGAGAUAUUGGGAGUGUUUAUCUUUCGGAAUUGAUUGGGACACGAAGUUAUUUUGCCAUGAAAGUUAUGGAUAAAGCGGCUCUUGCAAGCCGGAAUAAGCUAUUGAGGGCGCAAACGGAAAGAGAGAUUUUGCAGUCGUUGGAUCACCCGUUUCUUCCUACUUUGUAUAGUCACUUUGAUACCGAGAAAUUGUCGUGCUUGGUGAUGGAGUAUUGCCCGGGUGGAGAUUUGCACGCGCUUAGACAAAAACAACCCGGGAAACAUUUCUCCGAACAUGCGGCGCGGUUGGUUUUUUUCUUAAUUUUUUAUUUGAAUUUGUGA